This is a messenger RNA of Blepharisma stoltei, 237 nucleotides long. The record is from the annotation of a GenBank genome assembly. NCBI's taxonomy places the organism in Eukaryota, Ciliophora, Heterotrichea, Heterotrichida, Blepharismidae.
AUGAAGGUAUAUUUAAAGCAGCAGGAAGAACAAUUCUCGUUGUCGGCCAUACUAUGCCUAACGCACCAGAUCCCAUCCGAACUCUGAAGUUAAGCGGCAUAAGGCGAGGUUAGUACUUGGGUGGGGGACCGCCAGGGAAGCCCUUGUGCUGACAGCUAAACUUUUAUUUUCAUGUCAAAUAAGCUUAUUAUCAUACAAUUUUUACAAAUAUUUUAUUAUAAGAGAAUAGUAACCUAG